Molecule: messenger RNA, 2558 nt
Organism: Pteropus alecto (black flying fox)
Lineage: Eukaryota; Metazoa; Chordata; Mammalia; Chiroptera; Pteropodidae
Gene: SLC34A3
Product: solute carrier family 34 member 3
Exons: 12
Coding region: 486-2300 (604 amino acids)
Biological process (GO): sodium-dependent phosphate transport; intracellular phosphate ion homeostasis
Cellular component (GO): apical plasma membrane; vesicle; brush border
Molecular function (GO): sodium:phosphate symporter activity
Source: RefSeq, a predicted model, not a curated record
UGCGGUGGGGUGGGGUGCCCAAGCCCCUUGCCCUGCCCCCGCCCCGGGGGCGGGGCCCUUAUCAAAUGAAGACAUAUCAAAUACCAAAGUCUAAGCCGAGACCAUCUGCAAUGCCCCUGAUGACACCUGAUGGAAGAGGUCCCCGGCUCCCAGCUCCCAGCCACUGCGAGCCUGCGCCUCAGCACCCGUGCCCUGGGCCACCUGCCAGGCCUUCCAGCCAGGACCGGCCAGGGAGCCGGGCAGCCGGGCCCUCUCCACUCUGUCCCCCGAAACUGCACUGGGCUUGCCUGACAGCUAUCUGAGGUCACUGCGGCCAUCCGCCUGUGGAUGGAGGAUGGGGUGGUCCCUAAGGCCAGCGGGGGCAGGGGAACAGCGUCCACAGUCUCAGGUGAGGGGGCCCGGGGCCAGGCAGGGUGGGGGCGGAGUGGUGUCUGACCCGCCCUUUCCCCCAGCAGAGCCAGGCCUGGGCCCGGGUCUGCGUGUGCAUGAAGGCCAUGCCCACAUCUCUCACUGGUGGCCAGGCGCCCACCUCCACUAUGGACACGGUCGGCCUGGUAGACCGGAGCCGAGGAAAUGCAGGGGCCUCCGGUGCUGCCCCCAUCUUCGAAGAGGGGGACACGGACCCCUGGGCCCUCCCUCAGCUGAAAGACACUGGCCAGCCCUGGAAAGAGCUCAGCACGGCCGGCAGGGCGCUCUGGGUGGCUGUCGGCUUCCUCAAGGUCUGCGGGCUCCUGGGCUGCCUCUACCUCUUCGUCUGCUCCUUGGACAUCCUUGGCUCUGCCUUCCAGCUGCUGGGCAGCAAAGUGGCCGGGGACAUCUUCAAGGACAACGUGGUGCUGUCCAACCCUGUGGCUGGACUGGUCAUCGGGGUGCUGGUCACUGUUCUCGUGCAGAGCUCCAGCACGUCGUCCUCCAUCGUGGUCAGCAUGGUGGCCUCGAAUCUGCUGACUGUCCGGACAUCUGUGCCCAUCAUCAUGGGCGUCAACGUGGGUACGUCCAUCACCAGCACCCUGGUGUCCAUGGCACAGUCGGGGGACCGGGAUGAGUUCCGGAGGGCCUUUGGGGGCUCGGCCGUGCACGGCAUCUUCAACUGGCUCUCAGUGCUAAUACUGCUGCCGCUGGAGUGUGCUGUGGCCCCGCUGGAGAAGCUCAGCGCCCUGGUCCUGAAUGCCACCAGCCUGCAGCCUGGGGGGCACGCACCUGACAUCCUCAAGGUGCUGACACAGCCGCUCACACACUUCAUUGUGCAGCUCGACACCAAUGUGAUUGUGGAGAGCGCCGCAGGCAGCACCAACAGCAGCCUUAUCAAGCGAUGGUGUGGCGCCAGCGGGGAGCAGGCCACAGGGAACAGUAGCAACUGUGGACCGGUGGCCCUCGGACCCUGCCCCGAGAGCAAUGACUCAGCCACCGUGGAGAAGCUGCCCUGCCAGCACCUGUUCGCGGGCACGGCGCUCACGGACCUGGCGGUGGGCUUCAUCCUGCUAGCUGCCUCCCUGCUGGUCCUCUGCACCUGCCUGGUCCUCAUCGUCAAGCUGCUCAACUCCAUGCUGCGAGGCCGCAUUGCCCAGGCCGUGAGGACGGUCAUCAAUGCCGACUUCCCCUUCCCGUUCGGCUGGCUCAGCGGAUACCUGGCCAUCCUGGUGGGCGCCGGCCUGACCUUCGUGCUCCAGAGCAGCAGCGUGUUCACGGCAGCCAUUGUGCCGCUCGUCGGGAUUGGGGUGAUCAGCCUGGAGCGGGCGUACCCCCUCUUAUUGGGCUCCAACGUUGGCACCACCACCACGGCCCUGCUGGCCGCCCUGGCCAGCCCCUCGAGUAUGCUGCGCUUCGCCAUCCAGGUCGCCCUCAUCCACUUCUUCUUCAACGUGACUGGCAUUGUGCUGUGGUACAUGGUGCCCGUCCUGCGGCUGCCCAUCCCGCUGGCCAAGUACUUCGGGGACCUGACCGCCCGCUACCGCUGGGUGGCCGUUGCCUACCUACUGCUCAGCUUUCUGCUGCUGCCGCUGGCUGCCUUUGGGCUAUCCUUGGCGGGGGACACGGUGCUGGCUGCAGUCGGGGGGCCCCUGGUGGCACUGGUGCUCCUCGUCGUCCUGGUCAACUUCCUGCAGCGGCGCCAGCCGGCCUGGCUGCCCCGCCCCCUGCGGUCCUGGGCCUGGCUCCCCCUCUGGCUCCGCUCUCUGGAGCCCUGGGACCGCCUAGUGAGCCGCUGCUGCCCCUGCAGGGCCUGCAGCCCCCCUCAGGCUGCUGCCAAGGAGGCCCACUGCUACGAGAACCCCGAGACCCUGGCCUCCCAGCACCUGUGAGUAGUGGGCGUUCCCCGCCCAGCACUGACACUGGCGCCCUGGGAGAUCCCAGUACUAGUGGACUUCUGAGUCGCCUGACUCGACUUCUCUAGAAAUAAAGGAGGCUGCGACCCAGAUGUGGGUGGUCUUCACUGCAAGACAGGGACCUCGGAGGGGCGCUGGGCGCCGAGCAGCGCUUUUGCUGCCCCCUGGCGGACACUAGGGGGACCGCGGCAAGCCCGCGUGGGAGCUGCCCGCCCCCGUGGGUGUGGACACACA